This is a messenger RNA of Lingula anatina, 598 nucleotides long. RefSeq lists its product as uncharacterized. Lineage: Eukaryota; Metazoa; Brachiopoda; Lingulata; Lingulida; Lingulidae. The record is from RefSeq and is a predicted model, not a curated record.
UUCAGCACAUUCAAAGGAAAGGGGUUUGGAGUCCAGUUCAGUGCUGAGACCGUUUACUCCGCUUCCAUCUACCAUAAACUUCAAUGCAGAUGCAGAAGGGUAUAUGUCUAUCUAUCCAAAGUUUGAAAUAGACGUGGGGAUAUCCUGGGGCUAUGGUGACCUCUUCAGUAUUGCAUUCAGCGCACCAUUGGAAAUAAGCCUCAAACCUGAACUGAAACUACACUUUGAGAUGGAGAAAGAGUUGGGCGCACUUGCAACAGGACAUCUUCAUAUCACAGGCGGCUUAAAACUUGUCCUUGCUAAGAAGAAAGCAAUUAGCUUAAAUAUUGUGGCAAUGGGAACAACAUGGUGGAGUUAUGAGUUUUACCAUGAUGCGUUCCAUAAGCCAAUAUCCUUAACAAAUGACGUUGCCGUAGUAAACAAGAGAUGCAUGGUUUGCAUGGCACUGAAAAAAGGAAGUCGGCGUAAACGCUACGCAAAUGCAUGCCCAGUUAGCAAUGUGUACCAAAAAGGCAAUAACAUAAAUGGGCCUUUACAAAGCAAGGUUGCUGUGUUGGAAGAUUUAGUGAGAAGCAAUACAGGAAAAGGUAUAUACUAG